Molecule: messenger RNA, 1757 nt
Organism: Salvia hispanica
Lineage: Eukaryota; Viridiplantae; Streptophyta; Magnoliopsida; Lamiales; Lamiaceae
Product: polyol transporter 5-like
Biological process (GO): transmembrane transport
Cellular component (GO): membrane
Molecular function (GO): carbohydrate transmembrane transporter activity
Source: RefSeq, a predicted model, not a curated record
GUAAAUGUUUGAGUAAAUGUGAAUGACUGCCGCCCACAUCUCAAAAUAUCUGGCCACGUGGCACUCUUCAUAACAAUACUUUCAAGUUUCAGCAUUAUCCCCAUUACUACACAAAAAUUUCUCAACUGAAAAUCUCCAAUUCAAAAAUCCACUCUCACAUCCUUCCAAUCCAAUGGAUUCCGCAUCUCAAUCUCAACAAUGGCGAAGGCCUCGCCUCAACACUUACGCCCUCGCCUGCGCCCUCUUGGCCUCCACCAACUCCAUCCUCUUAGGCUACGACAUCGGAGUAAUGAGCGGCGCAGCUCUCUUCAUCAAACAAGACCUCAAAAUCUCAUCAAUUCAGCACGAGAUUCUCGUCGGCUCUCUCAAUUUAUUCUCCUUGAUCGGCUCUCUAGCCUCCGGCAAGACCUCCGAUUGCAUCGGCCGCCGCUACACGAUCGUCCUAGCCGCCGCCGCUUUUUUAGCCGGGGCGCUGCUGAUGGGGCUGGCGCCGUCCUACCCCUUCCUCAUCGCCGGAAGGGCGGUGGCCGGGGUCGGGGUCGGGUACUCCCUCAUGAUCGCGCCGCUCUACACGGCGGAGGUCUCCCCCGCCACCACCCGCGGCUUCCUCACCUCGCUCCCCGAGGUCUUCAUCAACGUCGGCAUCCUCCUCGGCUACGUCGUCAACUACGCCCUCUCCGGCCUCCCCCCGCGCUACAACUGGCGCCUCAUGCUCGGCCUCGCCGCCGUCCCCGCCGUCGGAAUAGCCGCCGGCGUCAUGGCCAUGCCGGAGUCGCCGCGGUGGCUGGCCAUGAUGGGCCGCGCCGACGAGGCCCGCGCCGUGCUGCGCCGAAUCUCCGCCAGCGACGAGGAGGCCGAGACCCGCCUCGAUGAGAUAACCAAGUGCGCGGAUACAUCCGGACAACAAAGCCAAAGCGUUUGGAGGGAGCUCCUCAGGCCCCCGCCGCCGCUCAGAAGAGUUCUGAUAGCGGCGGUGGGGAUCAAUUUCUUCAUGCAGGCGUCGGGAAACGACGCCGUGGUGUACUAUACGCCGGCGGUGUUCGAUGCCGCCGGAAUUCACAGCCGGAAAGGGGUGGUGGGAGUGACGGUGAUUAUGGGGGUGGUUAAAACCACUUUUGUUUUGAUAUCGGCGCUAUUCCUGGAUCACUACGGGAGAAGGCCGUUGUUGUUAUUGGGCGCGAUGGGCCAGGCUGUGUCGCUGUGUGGGCUGGGCCUGGGGUCGAAAUUUCUGGAGCAUAGGGCCCAGAAACCAGUGUGGGCCAUCGUGGUGUGUGUGAUCGCGGUGUGCGCUGACGUGUCAUUUUUCUCGAUUGGGCUGGGGCCCAUCACGUGGGUGUACUCGUCUGAGAUAUUUCCGACCCGGUUCAGGGCGCAGGGGUCGAGUCUGGCGGUGUCGGUGAACCGGCUGGUUAGCGGGGUGGUGUCGAUGUCGUUUCUCAGUGUGUCGGAGAAGAUUAGUUUUGGGGGGACGUUUUUGGUGUUGAGUGGGAUAAUGGUGUUGGCUUCCAUUUUCUUCUACUUUAUGUUGCCUGAGACAAGAGGGAAGACUCUAGAGGAGAUAGGGGAGCUAUUUCAGGAUAAACAUCCCAAGACAAGUAUACAAAUGAACUGAUACUCAUUCUUUUAUUGGGUAACAAAUUAUUAGGUUGUAUUCGUUGAAUUGAAAUGAAAUUCAUCGUGAUAUAAGCUUCAAGCGUUAUUGCUUCUCAAUUUAUGUAUUGAUAAAUACAUGGUUGGUUAUGCCUUUCUUUGAUACA